Ogataea haglerorum is the source of this 798-nucleotide messenger RNA. RefSeq lists its product as uncharacterized. Gene Ontology annotation, cellular component: Golgi apparatus. Gene Ontology annotation, biological process: endocytosis; regulation of DNA-templated transcription; endoplasmic reticulum to Golgi vesicle-mediated transport. The transcript has a single exon. Bases 1 to 798 code for a protein of 265 amino acids. NCBI's taxonomy places the organism in Eukaryota, Fungi, Ascomycota, Pichiomycetes, Pichiales, Pichiaceae. Gene Ontology annotation, molecular function: metal ion binding; GTPase activator activity; sequence-specific DNA binding. The record is from RefSeq and is a predicted model, not a curated record.
AUGUCCGCGCAGAGAAAACACAACGAGAGAAACCAGCAGAUCCUCAAGACCUUGCUGAGAGAGCCUGCGAACAAGAACUGUGCAGACUGCAAGACCUCCAAGAACCCGCGCUGGGCGUCAUGGAACUUGGGCGUCUUUGUCUGUAUUAGGUGUUCCGGUAUUCAUAGAAGCAUGGGGACACACAUUUCGCGGGUCAAAUCUGUUGAUUUGGACUCGUGGACCGACGAGCAGGUCAAGAGCAUGGUAAUGUGGGGAAACGAGCGGGCAAACUUGUUCUGGGAGGACAAGCUCCCGGACAACUACGUGCCUGACGAGAGCAAGAUUGAGAAUUUUAUUCGCACCAAGUACGAGAUGAGGAAAUGGAAGAGCGACAAGGAACCGGGCGCGCUGGCUGUUGCUGGAAAGACAACGGAGCAGCGCGAGUCUCCGGAGUCGCUUUCACAGCAGACAGAGUCCACGUCUUCGCUGCUGGACGGACUUAGCACGCCUGUCAACGCCUCUGUCAGCACCUCCACAGCCAAACCAACGCCCGCUCCGGCCGCCUCAGCAUCCCAAGACUUAUUUUCGUCCGACCUGUUUGGAUCGGCGCCUUCGCGGCCUCCACAGCCGCAAACGGCCCAGAACAGCAGACCGGAUCUCAAGAAAUCGAUUCUUAGUCUAUAUUCGAAACCGUCGCCGCAGACCCAGCCGCAGAUCCAGCAGCCAUUUCGCUCGCAACCUUUUACACAGCCGGUGCAGCCGGUGCAGCCUCAGUUCAACUACACGUCCGAAGACCCAUUCAAAAAUGUGUGGAGUUAA